This is a messenger RNA of Grammomys surdaster, 1176 nucleotides long. Its product is annotated as double homeobox protein 4-like. The record is from RefSeq and is a predicted model, not a curated record. The transcript has a single exon. The coding region runs from base 1 to 1176 and encodes 391 amino acids. NCBI's taxonomy places the organism in Eukaryota, Metazoa, Chordata, Mammalia, Rodentia, Muridae. Gene Ontology annotation, molecular function: DNA binding.
AUGGAAGCUGGUAGCAAUGUGGAUGUUAGCAGCGUGGCUCGGGAAUCCCCGCGAAGGAAGACGGUUUGGCAGGCCUGGCAAGAGCAGGCCCUGCUGUCAGCUUUCAGCAAGAGCAAAUACCUGAGCUUCGCAGCCAGGCAGGAUCUGGCCGGGCAAAUGGGGGUAACCGAUUCCCGCAUCCGCGUGUGGUUUCAGAACCGCAGAAGUCGCACUGGAGCUGUGGGGCACGCCCCAAAUCGGUCCACAGCAGGCUCCAGAAAGCUGGCCUCCCGAAAGCUCCAGAAAGAGUUUGGUUCCAGGGCACAAGGUGGAGGCAUGCCCUCAGACCACAGGCGGCCUCGCACUCGAAUCACCUUGCCACAGAGCAGGAUCCUAUUGGAAGCCUUUGAGAGGAACCCACGGCCAGGCUUUGCUACUAGGGAGGAGCUGGCACAGAGGACAGGUUUGCCCGAGGACACGAUCCACAUCUGGUUUCAGAACAGACGAGUGCGGCACAUCAACAGAGGCAGGCCCGCUGCUCAAGGUCAAGACUUGCUGGACUCACGUGGGGAGGAUGAGGCCCCUGGAGGUCCUGGUGGCAGAGAGCAUGAAGGCGUCCCGGACAGCUUGUUGCAACUGGUGGCCGCAGGGGUUACAGAUACCUCGAAUCCCAGCGACCUGCCAACCUUCUGCACAGAGGCCCAGCCAUCCCAAUUGGAAGAGCGCUUGGUACCAGAGCAAGAAGAGGCCCCAAAUCAAGGAAGUACCAAGGGCACUCUCCAGCUCCUCCUUUGUCAACAGCUAGACCAAAUCCAAGCGGAGGACCUUGUGCCAGCCCCUCUGAAUCUCCAUGGAGUACUGGGUGGCAGGGAGCUUGAAGGUGCCCAGGACAGCUUAUUGCCACUGGCUCCCGCCCGAGGCGUGUCCAUGGAUGAUACAUCCAAUCCCAGCGACCUGUCAGCCUUCUGCACAGAAUGUCCAACAUCCCAAUUGCAAGAGCCCUCUGGACCAGCCCAAGCACACGCCCCAACUCAAGCAAGCAACCCAGACCCUCUGGAUUUCUUCCUUGAUCAAGUGCUGACCCAAGUCCAAGUGGACGAGCACUCGUCAGCCCAUCUGGAGCUGGAGGCAAUGGACACGACGCCUGAGCUGCCUCUCACUCAAGAAGAUUAUCAGGCUCUGCUGGACAUGCUCUGA